This is a messenger RNA of Cynara cardunculus var. scolymus (artichoke), 1902 nucleotides long. RefSeq lists its product as uncharacterized. The record is from RefSeq and is a predicted model, not a curated record. The transcript has a single exon. The coding region runs from base 1 to 1902 and encodes 633 amino acids. Lineage: Eukaryota; Viridiplantae; Streptophyta; Magnoliopsida; Asterales; Asteraceae.
AUGGUACAUGAUGCCAUGAUAUGGGAAGAAAAAACACCUAAUCCUUCUGCCCAAGGAUUUUAUAACAUGUUACAAACUGUUGACGAGCCUUUAUGGGAUGGAUGUAAAACUUUUUCAAAAUUAGGGGUUGCGACGAGUUUGUUGCAUUGGAAGACAGAAUGUAAUGUACCAGAGACGACAUAUAAUAGAGUGUUUCCUGUUUUUAAGCGUAUGCUACCUGAGGGUGAUAAAUUACCCUGUAACUUCUAUGAGACGAAGAAGAGUUUGAAAAAUCUUGCUCUACCAAAACAAAAGAUCAAUGCUUGCAAAAACCAUUGCAUGUUAUUUUACAAGCAUGAUUCUUGGUUGACCCACUGUCGAGUAUGCAAUGAAAGUCGUUACAAGACAAGUGGACGAAAGAAGGUUCCUAACUUGGUGUUGGCGUACUUACCGAUUGUUCCAAGACUCCAACGAUUGUAUAUGUCUCCAAAGACCGCAAAAGAGAUGACUUGGCAUUACGAUCAUCAAGCGAAACCGGGUGAAAUGGUACUCCCAAGUGAUGGUGUGGCUUGGAAGCAUUUCGACAUGAGGGAUCCUGACUUUGCUUCUGAGAUUUGGAAUGUUCGUCUUGGGUUAUGCACCAACGGUUUCAACCUGAAUAAUUCAACUUCGAAUCCAUAUUCACUAUGGCCCGUCUUUAUUACCAUUUACAAUCUACCUCCUUGGAUGACUUUGAAAGAUUCGUAUGUUGAGCUCGCAUUGGUCAUCCCUGGUAGAAAGAGCACCGGUCAGAAUUUGGAUGUGUUUCUCAGGCCGCUAAUAGAUGAUCUAAAAAUAUUGUAUACGGAGGGUGUUCUUACGUAUGAUGCGUAUCGUAAGAAUAAUUUCGAGAUGAGGGCUAUACUACUAUGGAACGUCAGCGACUUCCCGGUUUAUGCAAUGUUGUCGGGUUGGAGUAGGCAUGGCAAGUUAGCCUGCCCAUAUUGCAUGGGGGAGGUGGAUUCCUUCCAGUUAAAAAAUGGAGGGAAAUCAUGUUGGUUUGAUUGUCAUCGGAGAUGGUUACCUAGAACACACCCUUUCCGUCGUGAUCGAAAAGGAUUUAUGGCAGGUAAUAGGGUGUUAACUGGUCCACCACCUGAGGUAACCGGUGAAGAGAUUUGGGAGUUCGUUCGUCACCUUCCAACUAUUUAUGAGGGUUUCCCGUAUAGUUCAAAAAAUAGAAAAAUUAGCGGGUUCAGAACCAAUCAUAAUUGGGUAAAGAGAAGCAUCUUUUGGGAGUUGCCAUAUUGGAAGACGUUGUUGAUUCGACACAACCUCGAUGUCAUGCAUAUUGAGAAGAACGUUUUUGAGAAUCUCUUUAACACCGUCAUGGAUACGUCAAAAACUAAAGACAAUGUAAAGGCGAGAAGAGAUGUAGAGGUUCAUUGUGAUCGACGGAAUUUGCACCUUGCCAUGUCAGACAACAAAGUAGUGAAACCAAAGUCAUCGUACAGUUUAAGCAAACAACAAGUAAAACAAGUGUGUGCAUGGUUGAAGAAGUUGAAGUUUCUAGACGGGUAUGCUUCGAACAUAGGGAGUUGUGUGAAACUAGAAGAUUCUAGCUUUUAUAGCUUCAAGAGUCAUGAUUGUCAUGUGUUUAUGCAACGAUUGCUUCCUAUUGCUUUACGAGGGAUGAUACCAACUUCGAUAUGGGAUGCAAUAACGGAGUUGUGCACAUUCUUCCGUGUGAUAUGUUCAAGGGUGUUACACAUAGAUGACUUGGUUCCAUUGCAAACAAGUAUUGUUCAAACAAUUUGCAAGUUGGAAAAGGUCAUUCCGCCCGGAUUCUUUGAUUCAAUGGAAUACCUCGUGAUACAUUUGACAYGUGAAGCUAUAAAUGGUGGUCCGGUCCAAUAUAGGUGGAUGUAUYUSUAUGAGAGGUGA